AUGACCGAAGUCGCAGCCUCAACCCCCACCGACGCCCUCGUCGACACCUCUCCAAUCGUCCCACCAUCAGCACCACACCCACAAUUCGAACGUCGUCUCUCCCUCCGUCCGGAAGCCCGAUCCCUCGUCGACCGUAACAUCCUACACUCGGACUCUACCGUCGCUUCAUCCCUCGCAGCUCACAAAGAUGAACUCAAACACGCCAUGAUAGCCGACCACCUCAAACGUGGUCUCGCUUCCCGUCCCGAACGUAAGGAGCUAGAGGAACGUGGUAUCCUACCGGAUGAACAUGUUUCCCCCGCGAUCUUGGGGAAGACGAAGGAGUUGGAGAAGAAUAUGUUGACGGAUAGUUUGAAUACUAAACUUACUCAGAGACCGAGAGUGGAGGAGGUUAUGGAAAAGGGGAUUUUGAGUGUUGGUAGUUGGGUUAGAUGGAGCUCGUGGAUAGCUCGUGGAGCUUGGAGAGGGAAGAGCGGUGAUAUCAUCGUAAACGUGCAUGCGUACCAGUUAGCUGACUCAACCAUGUGUUGUUCGCCUGCAUCUAGUCGAGGCGGAUCCACGAAGCCCCCAUUAAACGGUCAUAACCCGCUACAUUAUCCUACUAUGGAAAUCUCAAAGCGAAGGCCAGGAAUUUGA
Orbilia oligospora ATCC 24927 is the source of this 636-nucleotide messenger RNA. RefSeq lists its product as uncharacterized. Bases 1 to 636 code for a protein of 211 amino acids. The record is from RefSeq and is a predicted model, not a curated record. The transcript is spliced from 2 exons. NCBI's taxonomy places the organism in Eukaryota, Fungi, Ascomycota, Orbiliomycetes, Orbiliales, Orbiliaceae.